AUGACUGACGCAAGUGAUGUACGUGUGGAUGAAACUGUGGUUCGACAAGGUAAUCGACCUGUAGAAGUUGAUUAUAUAUAUACAGAAACUUGGAAGAAUGGUAAUCAGAAAACGUAUCAAAUACAAGUUAAACGAGCAGACUAUGAACGAUUAGCAACAUCAAGGAAUAAAUCAACAGCAUUAUCAUUUGAUGAUUUUACUAAAGUUUUAAAACCAUUUAUGAUGGGAAAAUUUGCAUCAGAAGAUAUACCUACAGCAUUUCGUUUAUUAGAUGCUGAUAAUUCAGGAACAAUUGAUGCUAAUGAAUUAGCUGCAUUUAUGCCUAUUAUUGUGCCUAAUUCUAGUUCUCAUAUGCUUCUUCAUCAUAUUCAAAAAGCUGAUAAAAAUAAUGAUUAUAAACUUAAUUUACAAGAAUUUACUUCACUCAUUAAUCAGGGUAUUGGUAGAGAUAUGGCACUUGGACGUUCAUAA
Adineta steineri is the source of this 471-nucleotide messenger RNA. Lineage: Eukaryota; Metazoa; Rotifera; Eurotatoria; Adinetida; Adinetidae. The record is from the annotation of a GenBank genome assembly.